GCAGGCACCCACCCCUUUUGGGCACUGGUGCGCCCCUGGUGUGCGCAGACCGGCGAGCGUACGCUGUUGUUGUGCUUGGAGCCGCCGAGUCAGUCAGCUGCCCGCCAGGCCAGGAAGAGGAGGAUGGCCGCGGACGCCGCCACCCUGACCCUGCAGCAGCUGCAGCCCCGCAACGCCAGCCCCAACUCGACCAACGAGACGGAGGCAUGGAACGAGCUCUUCUACCGGCACUCGCCCGGCAUGACGGCCCUCUACUGCGUCGCCUACCUGGCCGUCUUCGCCGUCGGCCUCGUCGGCAACUGUUUUGUCGUUGCCGUCGUCAUGCGAUCGCCGAGGAUGCGGACAGUCACCAACUACUUCAUCGUCAACCUGGCCCUCGCCGACAUUCUGGUCAUCGUCUUCUGCCUGCCGGCCACCCUCAUGUCCAACAUCUUCGUCCCCUGGGUGCUCGGUUGGUGGAUGUGCAAAACUGUUCCUUACAUCCAGGGCGUGUCUGUGGCAGCCUCAGUCUACAGCCUCAUCGCAGUCUCCCUGGACAGAUUCCUCGCAAUCUGGUACCCACUCAAAUGCCAGAUCACAAAGCGUCGGGCACGCCUCAUGAUCAUGGUGAUUUGGCUGGUUGCCCUGACCACCACCAUUCCGUGGGCGCUCUUCUUCGACCUGGUCACCGUGUUCAAAGAACAGCCCGACGUUCAAAUCUGUCUUGAGGUUUGGCCUCCCGGACUGGACGGCGACCUUUACUUCUUGCUGGCCAACCUGCUGCUGUGCUACGUCGUGCCCACCAUCCUCAUCUCGAUCUGCUACAUUCUCAUCUGGAUCCGCGUGUCUCGCCGCAGCAUUCCCACCGACACCAAGGACGGACAGGUUGAACGGAUGCAGCAGAGGUCAAAGUUCAAGGUGGUCAAGAUGCUGGUGGCUGUCGUCGUGCUAUUCGUGCUCUCAUGGUUGCCGCUCUACGUCAUUUUCGCCAGGAUCAAGCUGGGAGGAGAUAUUACUGGCUGGGAGGAAGACGUGCUGCCCAUUGCAACUCCGAUCGCGCAAUGGUUGGGCGCAUCCAACUCGUGCAUCAACCCGGUUCUGUACGCCUUCUUCAACAAGAAGUACCGUCGCGGCUUCGUGGCCAUCAUCCAAAGCCGCUCGUGCUGCGGCAACCUGCGUUACGACUCGACCUUCACCGCCAGCUACAACUCGAACAGCACCCGCAAGACGCUGUGCCAGUCGUCGACCAGGCAAGGCCAGAUGCAGGACUCGCUGCGGAAAGACUUCCGCCACAGCUCGAUCCAGCGCACCAAGGACCCGUUCUCGUUCAACCAAACGACACUGCGCAAGGACUUCAUCUCGCGCAGCCCGCCGAAAAGACAGGACUCGGCCACGUCGAGCCUGAUCCCGAGGACGCCCCCCGUGAGGCAGGACUCGGCCUCGUCCACCACCUCCUCGGUGGCCUACAUCUGCAACCAUAGCGGCGUUUAAGCCGUCGGCAGGACCGGCUCGGUUCUUCAAAUUGGUACAAUGUUGUAGCGGAGAGGGAUGAUUUUCUCUCCGGAGUCGUUGCGAAGGGCGCCAGUGCCUCCGUUUGGCCAGGGUGCCAGUUUGGUCACGUUCUUGUUGCGUUCCAGCUGGUGGGAUUUUGUGGCUGUGGCCCAGGAAGGGUGGCGGUGAUUGGAGGCGCUAUUUUAUUGCUCCGGAGGCGGUCAAUAGAGUGUGUUUGUUGCUCAAGAAUAUAUUCAAUAUAUGCUCACCGUUUCAAUAAUUUUCUACCUGCAUACGGUUUCAAGUAUUGAUUUUCCAUUACGUCCCCCAACAACUUUUAACAUAAAAUCCACAUCAAAGAAGCCUCAAGCAGCGAAACUAAUUAAAUUCCCUUGCCAAUAAAUACUGGGAAGGCCUGCCCAGAAAAGUUUGAUAUAUGCUGCUUCCUUUUCCACUUUUUAUAACACGAUAAAGUUGGUCGUCAAUCGGAGCCACUCUUCCACGAAAAUCAGCCCAUUUUUGAAUGCUGGAGAGACGAUAAAAAAAAUUGGAGAGAUCGUGACAACGAUCGCACUUUCGAGAAAUUUCAAAUCAUGCCGUCGCGAAUAUUUACUCCUUGUUAUAGAAGCCGAAACAGCGCAAUCCAACGAGGCACACUAAUUCAGUGCGCAGCUAUGCACGAUCGAGCGAGAUGUAGCGCGCGCGGCGAGAAUAAUUGUUAUUACCCAUCAGUGUAAUACCACGGUGUAACCUAAUUAACAGGGUAACAAAUCGAUAAACAUCACAGUACAGCUGCAAUACAUCUACACAGAGACGUCUAUGAUAGCCACUUACACUUUAGACACCAUGCAGAUAUCAACGUGUUUAGUCCCCUGGUGGACCCGAGACCAAAGUAAUAAUUUACUACACAAACCCAAGUGAAUCGAAUUUGAUGUUUGAGUAUGGCGUAAAUAAUAAGUACCACACCGUCAUAAUUGCAUAAUAAUUGAUAGGGAGAUUCUAGGACCACGAUGGAAGUCGACUCUCUUAAUUUUCAAGCAAUUGAAUUAUUGAUCUGAAUCGAGGCUUUAUGUCAGUAUCAACAGCGACUUAAAAUCUCGAAUUCUGUCCGACAUUUGCAGAAAUCCACACUGAGCCCAUUACACCAAAUGCAGAUUUGCUGGAAUCGUAAUUUAUCUUCUUAAAAAUUUAGAGAGUUAUGCUAAGGUAAAGAAAAAAUUGAUUGGAAUUUCUCUCCUGCGCGAAAGAGGUUGAGAAAUAAUAGAUUGGUUGUUAAAAUAAAAAGAAAACUUUUGGAAGUCGAUAGCGAGGUAUUAAAUUUGAACGACUACUACUUGAAACGAGGGACCAGACAAUAUUUGAAGUUUGGAAUGGCAUACGUAAAGCGUGCAGGAGAAUCGAAAAAUAAAUGGUCCAAGAAGGCAGACCAUAGAAAUCGCGCUCAUGAAAUGCCACGAAAAUUUGCUAAAUAAAUUGAUCAACUACAAGUCAUGUCGAUUUUUGUCCUCGUCGGUUUUCAAUUCACGCACUCAUGAAUAACCACAUACAACAGUUAUGAAGUGUUCACCUUAAGAAUAAAAAUCGAUGUUUUGGAAAAAAAGCCGCAAGAGCAAGCAUCUCUGUGUCAAGGUUAGCCAAAAAUAUAAUAGUGAUUAUCGCAACAUAGCCACGCCAGAAAAAAAGUCAUUUGGUUGAAAUGCAUCUUUUUGGAGCGACGGAAAUGUCUAUAAAACAGCAAGAGCAAUUUUCAACUCCAAGAGCUUAUACACGAAAGAUAAUAGUUAGUUGGGUGAACAUCAUAUUUAAAUAUGACAUAUCUAAUCCAGUUUCAUUAAUUUAUUCUGUGUGGAUGCUGUUAUCCAAGAAUGUGUCGACGUCUCAGAGAAUAUUCUAUUGAAGCUGUUGAAAUGGCGAUGCCACAAAAGUUUUAAACAACGAGUGCACAAAUAAAAAGCGAUUUUCGUACAAGAAGUGAGAUAAAGCACAAACCUAUUUAAAAGAGAUGAGUGCGAGUCGCUCACGAAAUUGAUGAUAACGAAUGUGAUGCUUGACAUGAAUUAUUUUGCUAAAACAGAUAUCCAGAAAUAUAAAACCUGCUAAUGAAUAUAUAUAUCAUUAAAAAUUAUCAUGGAAAACUUUAAUCGGAUAUGGGAAUGAGUAAUUAAAGGCAAACAUUGUAUUUUGAACAUGCGAGAGAAAAAAAUUAUAUAAUAUGCAUACACUCAUUUGAUCUAUUCCCCGGUGAAAUGAUGAUAAAAAUAAUUAUUAAACGAAUUUUGAGCACUAUAUGUGCAAAACGUUGUUGAUCUUAAAAUUAUCAGCCAAGAAUUUAAACAUCUGUUUCAUAAAAAUGAUUUUUAACACUACAGAACAUUGUUCUGGAAAAAAAUGUAUUUGGAAAAUAAGUUCAGUACAACACUCCUUAUGGCAGGUGGGCAUAUUUUUACGGGAGCGAUCCAAAAUAUAACAAGGGCAUUUUAAAAAUUAUAAAAAUAUUUUAACGGUUUUAAUCAAUUAAAUGAAAACAGAAAAACUCGCAUAUUACCCAACUGAGGGAAGUGCACAAUCUUAAAUAACGCUUUCGAAAUUUUGAUGCGUGGUAAUGAAAAAAGCUGGUAAUUAUUAUGAAUAAUUAUUAAUGUUGUUGUGAAUCCCGAAAUUGGAUGUUAAAUAAAAACACAAGAAAUAGACUAUUUGUUCUGAACGUGAUUUGAUGUUUAAAAUAUCUGCGCGUUACGAGACUCUAUUAUUUAUUCAUACCUAUUUGUGUGCUGAUAUUUUUAAUUUUACAUUUCUAUACUCCUGCAUACGAUUUUUGUAACCAUCUGGAUGCGGAAUUGUGCGUUAGAGAAAAAAUUCUUCAUCCUCUCCUAAAUGAGUUUGAAAACUUAUUUCAAAGCAGUUGUUAUCAAUAUGUCAAAGAGCAAAUUUGUUUGUGUAACAGUUUCACUUUCAUCUUUGUGUAUGAAAAUAAAAGUCAUCAGUUUGCUGCAACGAUA
Molecule: messenger RNA, 4469 nt
Organism: Cloeon dipterum
Lineage: Eukaryota; Metazoa; Arthropoda; Insecta; Ephemeroptera; Baetidae
Product: neuropeptide SIFamide receptor-like
Exons: 4
Coding region: 124-1470 (448 amino acids)
Biological process (GO): G protein-coupled receptor signaling pathway; cellular response to hormone stimulus
Cellular component (GO): plasma membrane
Molecular function (GO): neuropeptide Y receptor activity; peptide binding
Source: RefSeq, a predicted model, not a curated record